AUAAUAAGCGAAGGGGGACGCGACAGACCGGUCAAAAUGAUCGAGUGGCCGUCCAAGUUAGUCCCAACAGAUUUCCCGGUCUAAUGGUCAUAAUGAAAAUCGCCGUGUCCAUCGUUUUGUUAUUGGUGAUCGGGUUUGUUACCGAAACGGAAUCUAAAAGGGCCAGGACUAGAACCAGAUCGAAAUCCAAGUUCCAAAUUGGCUUGCCCAUUACUGGAAAAUACCGCGAUCCAGAAUCCGACAAGUACUACAAUAAUAAUAAUGGUGCCAAAAUAACUUUAGCGUCGCACUUCGAUUAUGAAUACGUGCUCGGUCAUAAAAUCGCUUUUAUAUGCGUUGCCAGGGGAAAUCCACGACCGCAUAUCACUUGGUACAAGGACGGAAGUGAAAUUUUCACACAUCAGUAUUUACAUAUUCACGAGUGGCAAAUCGGCAAAGAUAAAAUCAAAAGCAAACUGGAAAUAGAUCCGGCGACUCAAAUGGAUGCGGGUCUAUACGAGUGCACCGCGGACAACAUGUAUUCAAUAGACAGAAGAUCGUUCAAGACAGAUUUCAGCAUAACGUUCGAUUAAUUCCGCCGGACUGAACGUGGGUUGUGAUACAGAGACAGCAUUAGACAUAAGACAAAUCAAAUAAAUAUGUGUUACAUUUGCUUUUUAGAUAGUUGAAAAACUGACUGUAACAUGCGAUAAAAUAUAUAUAUAGUUACUGGAA
Messenger RNA from Anthonomus grandis grandis, 714 nucleotides. Its product is annotated as immunoglobulin domain-containing protein oig-4-like. Gene Ontology annotation, cellular component: cell-cell junction. Gene Ontology annotation, biological process: cell-cell adhesion. The transcript has 4 exons. Gene Ontology annotation, molecular function: cell adhesion molecule binding. The record is from RefSeq and is a predicted model, not a curated record. Bases 84 to 572 code for a protein of 162 amino acids. Lineage: Eukaryota; Metazoa; Arthropoda; Insecta; Coleoptera; Curculionidae.